AUGCCGUGGCUUCUGAGCAAGAAGCGACGGCAGUCGCCCUCCAGCAGCCCCAGUGGGCAGCCCUGGGCUGCCACCAGCUCCAGCAGCGCCUCCCAGCUCCGGGAGCAGGGGCUGGGCAGGCUGCACCGCGCGGCCGCCCGCGGUGACCUGGGCUGGCUGAGGCGCUGGCGCUGGUACGUCAAGGUAGUCGGCAUCGACAGGCCAGACCAGGAGAUGCGGACACCUCUACAUCUGGCUUCAGCCAAUGGCCAUGCAGAUGUCGUCAGAUAUCUGCUAAGAAAGAACAGCCAGCCCAACCUCACUGACAACUUCAAGAGAACAGCCCUGAUGAAGGCAGUCCAGCAGGAGCAGGAAGAAUGUGUUGCUGUUCUGCUGGAACACGGUGCCGACCCCAAUCUGGCAGACGCUGACGGCAACACUGCCCUUCACCUGGCUGUGCUCUCUAAAAACACAGCUGUAGCAGGGCUGUUACUGGAGCAUCAUGCCAAGAGUGAUGCUCAGAACCAGUGGGGAUUUACCCCCUUGAAACUUGCAGCCUUGCAACAGCACAAGGAGAUUCUGGAGUGCCUUGUGAACAAAGCAGCUGACAGGCCUGCUCAAGGCCAGGGGGAAAGGAGUGCUCUUGUGGUUCCUGGAAGCCAUGGGGCUCACCUGGAGGAAGAUAAUCUGUGCUUGCAGGAGGAGCUGGACAGGGCUGACGCGGAGCUGCAGGAGGAGGAAGAAAAGCAUCUUCAGUCUGAGCAUUGUGUUCCUGACUUGAAGACUGCCUUGGAUGCCAAGAAAAGAGAGGCAAUAACUUCCUCCCAGGAACUGCAGGACCUCCUGGAAGAAGACGCGCAAGACUUUGCCAGUGAGAACAGCAGAUUGGAAGCCACUGUCCAGCAGCCAAGCGAGAGCGUUGAAGCCCUUCCGAGAGCCCUGCAAGCCUCUGCCUCAGGUGGUGAACUUUCCCAGCAGCUGGACAUGGAGCCUGGAACAGGCAUGCAGCUCGAGGCCCUAAACCAGGCUUUGCAAGAAGAGCUGUCCGCUCUGCUUGAGAAGUGUGAACAACUGGAGAAGAGCAAAUGUCAGCUGCAAGAAGAGGUGACAAAACUCCACCACCAUUUGGAGACUUUGGUGCUGGAUGGCAGCCAAAGAGAACAGUGUACAGGAGAGGUGGCAGAAGGAGCUGACCAGGAAAGAAGUCCAAAGCUACAAGAGGUCAGCCUCGUUUUGCAGGUAAGUGAAUUUCUCCCCAGUGUCCACAGGCUCUUCAUUAGGAGCUUUGAAGCAGAGUGCUCAUUUGGGCUUCUUUCCCACUGCAAAGAAUUGUUUGCCCUGGCACAGGUAGCCCACCAGGCCCCACAAGGACAAACUGGAGACAUUCAUUGUGAAUCCAUGAGAAUCCAGUUGGAAGAAAGAAUUAAAAAUCUGGAAAGUGAAUUGGAGAGGGUCAAAAACACCCAACAAGAGAGUGCUUCUCGUAAAGAAGCAACACAGGGAGGGAUGGAAAUGUACAAAGAGCUGUAUGUGGAGGAAGUGAAAACCAGAAGAUGCCUUGCCAAGAAACUGGAAAGGCUGGAAAAGCUUCUGAGGAUAGAGAGGAGGCAACUCCGGGUUAAUGAAGAGAAAGGAAGUCAGUCCCAGCUGGAAGAAAUGAAGAAGAGAUAUUCUGAAAAGGUCAAGGAAGUUGAUAGAUUCCAAAAAGAGGUUGCUGAACUUUCCCAGCAGUUGGACAGGGAACGUGAACAGUGCACGCAGCUGGAGGCCAAAAACCAGGCUUUGCAAGAAGAGCUGUCUGCCCUGCGUGGGGAGUGCGAGAACCUGGCCAUGGACAAAUGCCAGCUGCAAGAAGAGCUGGCAAAACUCCACCAUCAUUUGGAGACCAACGUGGUGGAUCGCAGCCAACUCGAACAGUGUAAAAGAGAGGUGGAAGAACAAGCAGACCAGGAAAUAAGACAAAAACUCCAGGAAGUCAAUGAGUUUUUGCAAGUAAGUGAAUUUCUCCCCAGUGUCCACAGGCACUACCUAAACUUCUCUUGUGGCCAUGAGUUCCAGCAGUAA
Pseudopipra pipra is the source of this 2043-nucleotide messenger RNA. RefSeq names its product ankyrin repeat domain-containing protein 26-like. Gene Ontology annotation, molecular function: protein binding. Bases 1 to 2043 code for a protein of 680 amino acids. The record is from RefSeq and is a predicted model, not a curated record. The transcript has 12 exons. NCBI's taxonomy places the organism in Eukaryota, Metazoa, Chordata, Aves, Passeriformes, Pipridae.